AUGGAUGACAGAACUGUUGUAACUGAAUGCACUGCUGAUUUGGAGAUCGCAGUCAAUGCUUGGAACCAAUUUUCGCUUGAUUUCCACCUUCUUGAGAAUAUGAGCAAACUACAGCAAGCUGAUUUGGAUAAGGAGUGCAAAACACUGGAGGUCCUUGGGACUGUCAUUGGAAAGCCUGCGAAAUGGGGCUUUGGCACCUACCCCAAACACCAACAACGAAUUGAGAAAGCCAAGAAAUGGAUGAGAAGAGUUGCUCUACUGCCCUUCGGUUGGAAAGGUCGCCUGAGGGACAUCGCUGUCUUUUGUAAGUCUGCUAUGGUUUAUGGAUGGAUCUCUGGAUUGCCUACGAAAGAGAGGAGAUCGGCGUACAACAUUCUCAUUUGGAAAGUUUUGCGGCACUUCAGAUUUGCCCCUGUUCCCUUGCGCUCUCUUGUGGGAAGCUGCCACGUUGACUUUGAGAAAGCCAACCUGCUACGACAAUUGCAUGUGCUUGCGCAUAGAAACAAAGAGCUGCUGAAGUACAAUCUGGGAUGUCGCACUAACCUGGACCAGAUGGUGCAUGAUGGCCUGGAGGAGUUUGGUUGGUUUUUAGAUCAGGAUAACGCUUGGCAGCAUCAAUACUUUGACUUCAAAUUCAACGAGCACGAGUGGAUCAAAGGGGACAAGCAUAUCGAUGGUCGCAGAAUUGCCUUUGCGAUUGGGUCGGUUCAGUCCCCUUACAAUGCUGCUGAGAAUCACUACAAACCGGGCACGGAGUGCCAUGUGUGCGGGACCAAGCAGUGGACAUUUUCACUUCCGCCACUGGCAGCCGGUUCAGAUGGCACUGACGAGUUUCAUGACAAAGUGGUCAGCGUCGUGCACUCUGAAACCAACUCCUUUUUUAGCAUGCCAAAUUUUAUCAAAGGUUGGGUCCUUGAAGCUGAACAAGCAGAAUGGGAUCGUGAAGACUUUGUACAGUGGCUUCACACCUUUGAGAAUGACGAGAACAAUUUUUUGCCGCCCAUUGAUGCCACUUGGGUAUCAACGUCUGACAUCAACGCAGAGAUCUCAGACCUGGGCCUGCUACAAGAGGAAACCGAGAAAAGAAGGGAACCAGGAGAUCAAAAGGAUCAUGAAGUUGUGAAUGCAGCUGACGAUCCAUCAACCUCUCUUGAAGCUUCCCAAGAAGAUAUUGCACACUUUUUGAAACCCGCAGAGGAAGACGAUGAAUCAGAGAUUGCGAAGGAGGAUGAAGAUGAGGACACAAAAGACAGCGAUAUCACUGGCGUUGAGAAUACCAUCAACCGCAUUGAUCUGGAUGAUGAGCCAAAGAUCGAUGACAAAGACCAGGAAUCCAUCAUCAACACCUUUUGCUUGCUUUUUGAGAAAGAUGACAGAUCAUGGGCUGACAUCAGUGAGGAUGGAUCCGAAGACUUGCAUUUGAUGCGAGGAGGAGGAGAUGAAAGCACAGAUGAAGUCGUCAGAGGUGGUGCCGGAGCUUCAAACGCCACCAAAAAGAAAAGAGAUCUCAAUGAAUGUUUGGAGAGACUUGCAGAUUUGAUCAAAGCCAAUGUGAAGGACGAGGCCUAUCCACAGGUCGAAGAGCUGAUCAACGAAGCGAAGAGCCAUAUUGGAAAAAGCGAGGAACAGAAAGCUGGUGGACAUGGCACUCCAGCCAAAGUUGAUGCGAAAGGAGAAAUUUGCAUUGUCAAAAACGUCCAACAUUUGAAGCAAUUGCAGACUUUGGCAGCUGACUUGGAGAUCAACAAGAACAUGCUCUUGGUUGCCAAGAAAACUAUGAUGGAUGAGGUACCAGAUACCUGUCAGAUUUUGCUCCUUCCUUGGAUUGGCAACCUUGCCAUGAUCGAAGCCGUUGUUGGGAACCUCAACAAAGAGACUCCAAAGCUCGAAGGAGAGAAGAUCACUGAAUGCAAAAUACAGUUCACAAAAAGGGAGGACCUUGUCACUUUGCGACUCACUGCGCCUUGGAGCUACAUCCCGGAGAAAGACAAGCAAAUCCUCAAAAAGAAGCCUGAAUAUGCUGCCCAUUUGCUCAACCCUGAAUUGAAGGAAGUCAAGACCAACAAAUGGGAAACCACUGACACUUUGCUCACUGGUUAUGUGCUUGUCGACAAAGCUGUACUACAGAGGACCUUGGGAUGUUCAGGCAACAAUGGAAUCUUUGUGACGCGUUUGGCACAGGAUAUCAUCACCAAACCAAAUGCCCUUUGGAUCAGCCGCAGUGAAAACGAGACUGAUGAGAGCUACUUUGCAAGAGCACGCAAAGAGGCCAAUGGGGCACAAAUGACAUGGAGAAGAGGUGGAGGUAAUGACCUCGGAUAUCAAUGCAGUGACGAUGAAAUUCAGGAGAAGAGUUGGGCACUUUGGGGAGUUCCAGCAUUCAAUGGACCAGGCCUUGUUGAAGAAUGGCUUGAACAGCAAGGUUGGAAACUCAAAUCCAAGCCUCUCCCACCGAGAAAUCGAAAUGGACCUUGGAAAAUCUUUGGAACUUGCAAUGAAAAGCAGAGUGCAUAUGCGUUUCAGGCUGACUUUGACGGCAAGAUCAGACGAUUGUCAAUUGUUCCUUGGAAAACCAGUAGAAAAAUUCAUGAGGAUGUACAGCCAAUCACAACUGGCCCAAGAUGGUUCCGUGAGCAUUUUGUGUAUGAUUCUGUUGGACCAACACAAGUCAUUGAUGCCACGAUGCCUGACAGUCCAACAGAAGAUGAAGCCAACAAAUCAAUUGAAGUCAAAUCGCCUCCCAAAAAGAAGGCGAAAGCAGCAGGACUCCGAGGAGGACAAGCUGGACCUGAAGGGACCAACCUUCGAACCAUUGAACUGGGAGGAACAGGAGAUCGCGGAUGGCGAAGUCUUGCAUUUCAGCUUGCUGCACUCAAUUCAGGUGGCGGCAACCUUGCUGACAGUCUUAUGACGAAGCUUCCUACGCUUGGCAAGGCCUUGAGGAGUCAAGCCCUUUAUCAUUUAUGUGAAACAGACAAAGAAUGGCAAGCUUCAUGGGCGCCUGACAAUGCUUGGGACAACAUCACUGAAGGCGGCACACCUGCAAAGGACCUCAAAACCUUUGUCAGCGAAGUCCUACAUCCUGAACAUCGUUGGAUUUGCCACUACGGGCUCAUGGCAGUUGCUGUAAUCAAGAAGAUCCACCUGGUCAUUUGGCAAUAUCGUGGAGAAGACGAAGAUCCUUGGACCAAGAUUGCAGUCAUUUCCCCUGAUGACACCGACAAGGGCAAGAAGAAAUUUCCAAUUGUCCACUUGGCAAAGGACAAAGGUCACUAUAUGAAUCAAAGAAAGUUUUUCGAGCUGCUGGCGAUGAAGAACCUCCACGCACACCAUCAUGCAAACAUGCCCCAUCAUCGCCGACACUUGCAGACCUUCUCAAGACUCCCUCUACUUCGACCUCCAGCCACUCCUAUUAGCGCCAAGAAUGAGCAGAACUCCAAUUUCUCUGUGAAGCUUCAUCAGGACAAGACUUGUAGCUGGCAUUGUCCCUUUUGCAGCUUCAAAACCAUCGAAAGCAACUCUACGCGAAGAAGCCAUGAAAUCCGAGAUCAUCUUGGACGAUGCCAUCCAUUUGAAUUUAAGAAAGCACAGCAAGAAUCCUCUGAAAGUCAAGCUUCAAACCAGCUGAGACGUGGACUUGGCAUCAUGAAGCAGAUCAAACCUCUGGAGUUUGUGAAGAUCAAGAAGGAGGACGCUGGCUUCUCAUGCCCUUAUUGCAGAUUGGGAACCGUUCACAUGCCUAGCAACUCAACGCUGCGACGAAAGACCCUGAAGCACCACCUCAAGCAGUGCAAGGAAGCUCCAAAAGAUUGCAGCAUUCGGCAACUGAGGACUGACAUCAUGAAAAAAGACAAGAAAGUCUCUCUGGUUGCAGAUGACCAGAAACAUAAACAAAAGAUGAAGGAAGGCAUCCAAAGAAAAGCGCAUGCACGAGCUUGCAAAUUGGGGCAUACGCCUAUCCAUAUUUCUUUCUUGAAGCAGAAGAAGUGCCAGACGAUUCAGUUUUGCACUACCUGCCUUCAAGCUGCGUCUCAUUCCAGAAAGUGGGGAACUCCUUGCAAAGGGCCUGCCGAUCUCCAACUUCGAAUUCCCCCAUCUCUGCAAUGGUGGAAGCACCACUUCAAGUUGAUCGGCAAGGACAAGCUGCGCAAUGAGAUUGGACUCUCUUUCUCACAGCUGAAAAUGAUUGAGGCAAGUUUGGAAAAGUUUGAGAUUGACAGAAAGAAGAGGAUCACCGACAAGAAGCGAAGACUCAUCAAAGGCAUCUUCACUAAGAAAGAAUGCAAAGCCAGAAGACUUGCCGGACUCCGAAAAAGAUCCGUUGACAUUGCGAUCAACUACGGCCAUUCUCCCUUGCGCCUUCAUGCACAGAAAUACUGGCAAUCCAAUGCUUGCACCAAUUUGGUUUGUGUGAAGUGUUGGAAGAGCUCAACAAACAAGCUUUACCUGGAAGCAGCAAUGUUCUGGAUAUCCUUUGAUUGGUGA
Cladocopium goreaui is the source of this 4485-nucleotide messenger RNA. The record is from the annotation of a GenBank genome assembly. Lineage: Eukaryota; Dinophyceae; Suessiales; Symbiodiniaceae.